CAGACGUAUAAUGCGUUCUGGUACUUCCUGGGCUCGACGCUGGCCGAGCUGCCGUACUGCUUCGUGCUGGGCGCGCUCUUCACGCUGGUGUUCUACCCCAUGGUGGGCUUCACGGACGUGGGCGUGGCCUUCAUCUUCUGGCUGGCCAUCUCGCUCAGCGUGCUCAUGCAGGUGUACAUGGGCCAAAUGUUCUCGUACGCGAUGCCGUCGGAGGAGGUGGCGGCCAUCAUCGGCCUGCUGUUCAACGCCGUCUUCAUGACGUUCAUGGGCUUCAGUCCGCCGGCCUACGCGAUCCCGUCGGGCUACAUAUGGCUGUACAAGAUCUCGCCGCUGCGGUUCCCGGUGUCGAUCCUGGUGGCGCUGAUCUUCUCGGACUGCGACGACCUGCCGACGUGGGAUGAGGCCUCGCAGGCGUACACGAACGUGGGCUCGAAGCUGGGCUGCCAGCCGAUGGCGGACGCGCCGGUGACCGUGGGCCACAUCACCAUCAAGGAGUACACGGAGGAGUACUUCGGCAUGAAGCACGACACGAUCACGCCCUACUUCUUCGUGCUCAUCGGCUUCAUCGUGCUGUUCCGCGUGCUGGCACUGAUCUCGCUGCGCUACAUUAACCACCAGAAGCGGUAG
Molecule: messenger RNA, 627 nt
Organism: Phytophthora sojae
Lineage: Eukaryota; Oomycota; Peronosporomycetes; Peronosporales; Peronosporaceae
Exons: 1
Cellular component (GO): membrane
Molecular function (GO): ABC-type transporter activity
Source: RefSeq, a predicted model, not a curated record